Molecule: messenger RNA, 2071 nt
Organism: Perca flavescens (yellow perch)
Lineage: Eukaryota; Metazoa; Chordata; Actinopteri; Perciformes; Percidae
Gene: bmper
Product: BMP binding endothelial regulator
Exons: 16
Coding region: 1-2067 (688 amino acids)
Cellular component (GO): extracellular region
Molecular function (GO): protein binding
Source: RefSeq, a predicted model, not a curated record
AUGUUGCUCCGCUGCUUGAGCCCUCCCUCCUGGUCCACCUGUAGGGUUUUAUUCAGCUUUUUGUUGCUGCUCCAAACGCCCGGGCCCUCCUAUCCACUAAUUACAGGUACCGAGGCCAGCUGUGAGAACGAAGGAGAAGUCCUCCACAUCCCCAACAUCACCGACAACCCCUGCAUCACCUGCGUAUGUCUGGAGGGGAAGGCAGACUGUAAACAGGAGAAAUGUCCACUGGUCUCUGAGGACUGUGCUCUGGUGGUGAAACAGACCGGAGCCUGCUGCGAGAGGUGUAAAGGUUGCAUGUUGGAUGGCCGAUCUUAUAACAGCUCAGUAUCCUGGACCAGCUCCACCAAACCCUGCAUAACCAGACGCUGUCAGGAAGGUGUCGUCACUGAGGCGGAUGUACAGUGUGUGGUCCACUGCAAGAACCCCAAAAUCCACCCCAAGAAGUGCUGCCCCACCUGCCCCAGUUGCAUCUUUGAGGGUCGCCUAUACAAAGAGAAGGAGGAGUUCAGUCCUGAGGGCAAACCCUGCAUCAAGUGCACCUGUACUGGAGGGCGGACUCUCUGCAUGAGGGAGGUGUGUCCUAUCCUUUCCUGCCCCGCCCACCUCAGCCACACCCCGUCUGGACAGUGUUGUCCCAGAUGUCUCGGUCAGAGGAAGGUGUUUGAUCUGUAUUCAGGAAGCUGUUUGUUCCACAGCGAAGUGUACGAGAACGGCACGUCCUUCGUACACGACAACUGCACCAGCUGCACCUGCAAGGAUUCCACGGUGGUGUGCAAGAAGCGGUGCUCUCGGCCAGGGAGUUGCCACGGCGACCAGUGCUGCGAGGAGUGUCUGUCCUACGUGAAGGUGGAGGAAGUGAAGUACUGCAGAGUCCGGAACAAGAUCUACAGGGAAGGAGACAUGUGGUCGUCAGUGAACUGCACUCUCUGUGCCUGUGUUAAAGGAAACAUCGAGUGUCGGCCCAAACAGUGUGUACCAAUCACCAGCUGCCCCUCGAACAAGAUCUUGAACAGGACCGGCUGCUGUCCAGUUUGCACUGAAAAGCCGGGUGUAUGUACAGUGUUUGGCGACCCUCACUACAACACCUUCGACGGCAGGACCUUUAACUUUCAGGGAACCUGUCAGUACGUACUGACGCGGGACUGUGGCGGCGUUCCCUCUGGAGGACCGGGAAAUAACAUCAACAGCCCAGACUCCAGCUUCAUGGUGCUGGUGAGGAACGAUGCCCGGCGGACUCGUUCCUUCUCCUGGACUCAGUCUGUUGAGGUGAGACUGGGAGGUUUGAUCCUCGGCCUCCACCAGCACUUGACGGUCCGGAGGAACGGCACCCGCAUCGCCCUGCCCUACCACGGCCCCGGGGUGCACAUCGACCUGGACGGAUACCUGCUCAAACUCACCACCAUCGCAGGUCUGGAGAUCACAUGGGACGGGGACAGUUUCGUGGAGGUUGUGGCUGCCCCCCACCUGCGCGGACGUCUCUGCGGCCUCUGCGGCAACUACAAUGGCCACAAGCGAGACGACACCAUGGGAGGCGACGGCCAGUUCAAGUUCGACGUGGACGAGUUUGCCGAGUCGUGGCGAGUCGAGGGAAACGAGCUAUGCUCCCAGCAGCACCCGCCUCGCCGGCCAACCUCCUUCCUGUGCCCCGGCAGCGUCAAAGUCAAGUUCCGCGCCCACCGGGAGUGCCAGAAGAUAAAGUCGUGGGAGUUUCAGAAGUGCCACCGUGUGGUUGACUUCGUCCCUUUCUACAGGUCGUGUGUGACGGACAUGUGUGAAUGUCCGGUCCAUAAAAACUGCUACUGUGAGUCCUUCAUCGCCUACAGUCGAGCCUGCGAGAGGGAGGGAGUGCCCGUCCUCUGGAAGGCUGACACUGCCUGCAUGGCCACCCAGUGUAAACACGGUGCUGUGUACGACACCUGCGGACCAGGCUGCACCAAAACCUGCGACAACUGGAACGAGAUCGGGCCGUGCCACAAACCCUGCGUGGCCGGCUGCCACUGCCCCGCCAACCUGGUGCUGUUCCAGGGACGCUGCAUCAAACCCACGGCCUGCCCCGGACGGUGACCCU